This is a messenger RNA of Labrus bergylta (ballan wrasse), 1260 nucleotides long. It is a transcript of the gene ognb, whose product is annotated as osteoglycin, paralog b. Gene Ontology annotation, cellular component: extracellular matrix. NCBI's taxonomy places the organism in Eukaryota, Metazoa, Chordata, Actinopteri, Labriformes, Labridae. Gene Ontology annotation, molecular function: protein binding. Gene Ontology annotation, biological process: bone development; articular cartilage development. The record is from RefSeq and is a predicted model, not a curated record.
UCAAAUGUACCUCAGAUUCCAGCCAAGCAGGCAGCACUCACUUCUCUUACCAGCAACUAAGACACAACGAUGCGUUUAAGGACUUUAAUUUUCACAUAUGUAAUGCUACCAUGGAUAGUACUGUCUUCUGCAGCAGAGGAGGAAUACUUGGAAGCAAGGAGAACCAAGAGCAUUGUAAACAUACCAGACAACUAUCAAAGUGACCAAGAUGUGUCUCCCAAAGCCAUUGAGCUGCCAACAUGUCUGCUGUGCGUUUGCCUGAGCGGAUCUGUCUACUGUGAGGAGGUGUCCCCGGAAAUGUCAAGUGUUCCAGCACUUCCAAAGGAAACAGCAUAUCUGUAUGCACGCUUCAACAAAAUCACAAAAAUCAGCAACAGGGACUUUGCAGACAUGGUCACAUUAAGGAGAAUCGACCUCACUGGUAAUCUCAUCUCUGAAAUAGAAGACGGCGCUUUUUCAAAACUCUCAAAUCUUGAGGAGCUCUCUCUUGCGGAAAAUAGACUGACCAAGCUCCCCAUCCUGCCCACCAAGCUGGUAUCAUUCAGUGCCAAUUUGAACCAGCUUAGAACCCAGGGGGUAAAGGCGACUGCUUUUAAAAAACUUACAAAACUGGCGUACCUUUACCUCGGAAACAACGAACUGACAGCAGUGCCCCAACUUCCAGAGUCUCUUCAUGUCGUUCAUCUGCAUAACAACAAGAUCGCAACAAUAACUGAUGAGACGUUCUGCCAAGGGAACUCCAGCCACUACAUCAGGACCAACAUGUACGAGGCCAAACUAGACGGGAACCCCAUUAAGCUUUCGAAUCAUCCUGAGAGCUUUAUCUGUCUGCAGUCUCUCCCUAUCGGCUGGUACAACUGAAAUGAAGAGCAUGCCAUGGUCGGGCUGGGGGGGGGGUCAAAUUAGGGAUGCAGCGAUACAAAGAGUCAAAAUCCCAUGUGUUAAAUACUAUUAAGCAUCAUUUAAUAUACCAACAUCUUUCAUACAGUAAAUUUCCAUGUUUUUCUUAAAGAAAUCUCAUAGUUACAGAAAAAAAUAACAUCUGUUUUUUUGUAUUUGUUUUUCCCAAACGUUACCCAUGUUGCUGUUUUGUUACGGCAGGUGCUACGCAAUGUAUGAAUCAUAACAAAUCAACAUAGACUUGUAAUCAUAUCACAUUGUUAUUAUUUCAUUUGAUUGCAAAGCAGUGGUAUCACCCUUGCUGUAGCUCUUUAAACAGAAGGUUGUAUUAAUAAUAAAGCGUGCAUGUUUUAAAAGGGA